AGCCCAUGUGGCGUGGCCAGGCAGAAUGUGAGACACUUAAAUUCAUCAGGGAGGAAAAAAGACUUUCAAAGAAGCACGGAGGGUAACCCUCACAGAAAGGAAAGGAAAAGUCUUCCUCCACCGUGCACCAACCGAAGCUAGAUAGGUGAAACCGCUCGAGACAACGCCAGCGUUUUAACAAGUGAUUUGAGUUCAUCAUUUGUUUUGUGGGUGGGGGACAUUUGAACGCGACACAGUGAUUCACCAUGGAUGAGAUAGUCAUAACCGGGAUAUCCGGCCGUUUGCCGGAAUCUGACAACCUGGAGGAAUUCUGGGAGAACCUCAUCAAUGGUGUGGACAUGGUGACAGAAGACAACCGGCGGUGGACACCAGGUCUGUAUGGGCUCCCAAAGAGAAACGGUAAACUGAAAGACAUCAGCCACUUCGAUGCGGCCUUCUUUGGAGUCCACCCCAAACAGGCCAAUACCAUGGACCCCCAGCUCCGUCUCAUGCUGGAGAUCGCCUAUGAGGCUAUCAUAGAUGGAGGACUGAAUCCAGCCUCGUUGCGUGGCAGUAAGACGGGCGUCUACAUCGGGGUGAGUGGCUCGGAGGCUGGCGAGGCGUUCAGCAGAGAUCCAGAGGAACUCCUGGGCUACAGCAUGACUGGCUGCCAGCGCGCCAUGUUGGCCAACAGGCUCUCCUACUUCUUUGACUUCAGCGGCCCCAGCACUGCCAUAGACACAGCCUGCUCUUCCAGCUUGCUGGCUUUAGAAAAUGCCUUCCAUGCCAUUCGCCAGGGCCACUGUGAUGCCGCUCUAGUGGGCGGAGUCAACCUGCUACUCAAGCCAAACACCUCAGUGCAGUUCAUGAAACUGGGCAUGCUCAGUCCUGAGGGCACCUGCAAGUCCUUCGACUCAUCAGGAAAUGGAUACUGCCGCUCUGAAGCAGCAGUAGCAGUGCUGCUCACCAAGAGAUCUAUGGCUAAAAGGGUCUAUGCAACAGUCCUCAAUGCAGGCAACAACACGGAUGGAUACAAAGAGCAAGGUGUAACAUUUCCUUCUGGUGACAUGCAGCAGAGGCUGGUUCGCUCCCUCUACCAGGAGGCCAACGUAACACCUGAGCAGGUGGAGUACGUCGAAGCACACGGCACGGGAACAAAGGUUGGGGACCCACAGGAGGUCAAUGGUAUCGUCAGUGUUUUCUGUGAAGCAAAGAGAGAACCUUUGCUUAUUGGCUCCACCAAGUCUAACAUGGGCCACCCAGAACCGGCCUCUGGUCUCGCUGCCCUGGCAAAGGUGUUGCUGUCUAUGGAGAGAGGAGUCUGGGCUCCCAACCUCCACUUCAACAAUCCUAACCCUGACAUCCCCGCUCUCACCGAUGGUCGGGUUCAAGUUGUCGAUCGGCCUAUUCCCAUCCGAGGAGGCAUCGUUGGGAUCAACUCCUUUGGAUUUGGAGGUUCAAAUGUUCAUGUCAUCCUUCGUCCAGCUGACAAGGCAGCUGGCUCCACUUUGCCCCGGACUGUUCCCAGGGUGCUCCAGGCCUGUGGUCGUACGGAGUCUGCGGUGAACGCCAUGCUCCAGAAGGGGAAGGAACACUCAACAGACGACCACUUCCUGUCUUUGCUGAAUGAAGUUUCAGGAGUCCCUGCUGCCGGCAUGCCAUACCGAGGUUACUCUCUGAUCGGCUCUCAGAGUGAUGUCAUGGAGGUGCAGCAGGUCCAAGCCAGUGGCAGGCCACUCUGGUACAUCUGUUCAGGUAUGGGAACACAGUGGGCUGGUAUGGGCCGCAGUCUCAUGCAGCUGCCACACUUCAGAGACUCCAUCCUGCGGUCAGACAAAGCCCUGAAGGACACCGGCCUGGUUGUCUCUCGCCUGCUCAUGGAGGCUGAUGAGAGCACAUUUGAGGACACCGUCCAUGCCUUUGUUGGACUGGCUGCCAUACAGAUAGCUCAGAUCGACCUGCUCACCAAGAUGGGUCUGCAGCCCGACGGCAUCGUAGGACACUCGGUGGGAGAGCUGGCGUGCGGCUACGCUGACGGCUCCCUCAGCCACUCCGAGGCCAUCCUCGCUGCCUACUGGAGAGGCCGCUGCAUCAAGGAGGCCAACCUCCCCCCAGGAGGCAUGGCUGCAGUUGGGUUGACCUGGAAGGAGUGCAUUGCUCAGUGUCCUCAAGGAGUGGUUCCAGCUUGCCACAAUUCCGAGGACACAGUCACCGUCUCCGGUCCUCAGGAGGCGAUCAGUGCAUUUGUGUCUGUGCUGAAAGACCAGGGUGUGUUUGCAAAGGAGGUUCGUAGCGCUGGCGUUGCUUUUCAUUCCUACUACAUGGCCUCCAUCGCUCCAACCCUGCUGGCUGCUCUGAAAAGGGUGAUCAAGGAGCCCCGACAGCGCUCAUCCCGCUGGGUGAGCACCAGCAUCCCUCAAUCUGAGUGGGACUCUCCUCUGGCUCUGUACAGCUCAGCUGACUACCACGUCAACAACCUGGUGAGCCCUGUGCUGUUCCAGGAGGCUCUCCAACUGGUGCCUGAAAACGCUGUAGUGGUGGAGAUAGCACCCCACGCUCUGCUGCAGGCCAUCCUGAAACGUAGCCUAAAACACACGUGUUGCAUCCUCCCACUGAUGAAGAGAGGUCACGCCAACAACCUUGAGUUCUUCCUCUCAAACAUUGGCAAAGUCUACAUGAACGGCGUCAACGUGGAUAGUAAUGGCCUCUGCCCAACUGUGAAGUACCCUGUGCCGGUUGGUACCCCUCAGAUCUCCCCCAUAGUGCAGUGGGACCAUGCCCAGACCUGGGAUAUCCCCAAGGCAGAAGAUUUUCUUUCUGGCUCAGGAGGGUCCAAUUCUUCCACCGUCUAUAACAUCGACACAAACCCAGAGUCUGCAGACAACUAUCUCAUCGGACACUGCAUUGACGGACGUGUCCUCUACCCAGCGACGGGUUACCUGGUGCUGGCCUGGCGUACCUUGGUUAGAAGUCUGGGGGUUGUCAUGGAAGCCACCCCUAUAACGUUUGAGGACGUGACCAUCCACAGGGCUACCAUCCUGCCCAAGACUGGCUCUGUCCAGUUAGAAGUACAUCUCAUGCCUGCCACCAAGAAGUUUGAGGUGUCAGAGAAUGGAAACCUGACUGUCAGUGGUAAGGUGAGCUUUCUGGAGGAUGCGACCCUUGAUGCAUUCCAUAGUCAGAUAAGUCGUCUAGCCUCCAAUGACAGUGACCCCAAAACGAAUCUCAGUACACAUGAUGUCUACAAAGAGCUGCGACUGCGUGGCUAUGAUUAUAAGAAGGCCUUUCAAGGCAUCCUGGAGUCCAACAAUGCAGGAGACAGUGGGAAGCUGCAGUGGACAGGAAACUGGGUGACCUUCCUGGACACCAUGCUGCAGAUGAUCGUGGUUGGACUGCCUGGUCGAAGCUUGCGUUUGCCAACCAGAAUCCGCUCAGUGUGCAUUGACCCGGCUGUCCAUGUGGAGAAAGUCUGCGAGUACGCUGAUGGAAAACAAGCCGUGGAUGUCCAUGUAAACCGCAGCCUUGACAACAUUGUUGCUGGUGGAGUCCAGAUCUCUGGUCUGCAUGCCACAGUGGCCCCCCGUCGUCAGCAGCAGCAGAGCCCCCCCACCCUGGAGGAGUUUGUGUUUGCACCCUACGUGGACACGGAGUGCCUCACAGCCAAUGGGAAACUGGCCGAGCAGCUGAGGCUCUGCAGAGGUUUAAUGCUCAGAUUGCAGCGAAAGUUGGCCCCACAUGGUGUGAAGCUCUCCAUCCCUGGGCUACAAGGGGUGAGCGCUGACCCUCUUCCCAGCGCUGAGCCCUCUGAGCCUGGCCUGGUGAAGCUACUGACCCUGCUUUGUGACCUGGAGCUGAACGGGAACCUUCACUCCGAGUUGGAGCAGGUGGUGGAGAAGGAGCGUGCGUGUCUGCUGCAGGAUAGCCUGCUGCAGGGUCUGCUAGAAAACCCGGCCCUCAGACACUGUCUGGACAUCACCAUGGAAAACAGUACCCCCGGCAAGAUCAAAGUGUUUGAGGCUCUCUCAGACGAUGGCCAGCUCUUCUCACGUGUGGUGCCCCUCCUCAACAUCCAGCCCAUGAUGCAUGUGGACUACACUGCCACAGCAACCAACCUGGACCUUCUGUCCUCCCACCAGACCACCCUGGAGGAGCUGGGUGUCACUGCGGGUCAGUGGGACCCUCUGAUGGGCCCAGCUCCUGGAGGCAUGGCAUCAGGGGCAGACCUGGUAGUGUGUAACCACACAUGGAGUUCUCUGGCGACAGACCCUGCUCUACUGGUGGAAAAUCUGGCAUCUGGAGCCAAACAACAUGGGUUCAUUCUCCUCCACACCCUGCUGAAGGGAGAGACUCUGGGGGAGACGGUUGCCUUCCUCUCCAGCACUGCUCAGAACGGCAGCCAGCAACAACUGCUCACACAGGCUGAGUGGGAGAAGGUGUUCGCUGAGGCCUCCCUCAGCCUGUUGGCUGUCAAGAAGUCCUUCUAUGGCUCUGCCCUCUUCCUGUGUCGCCGUCACUCUCCGGGCAAGCAGCCUGUUUUCCUGCCCGUGGACAGCACCGAUUAUAAGUGGGUGGAAACACUCAAGAAGGAGCUGAUGGCAGAAUCAGCAGACACCCCGGUGUGGCUGACUGCUUCCAAAGCCCACUGUGGCAUUGUGGGAAUGGUCAACUGUCUGCGGCAGGAGCCAGGCGGCAACCGAAUACGCUGCUUAUUUGUGUCCAACCUCAACGAGUCUUCAGCUGCUCCAAGCCUCCAGCCAGGCCAUAAGUCCAUAAAGUCAGUGAUGGAGAAGGAUCUGGUUAUGAAUGUGUUCAGAGACGGAUGCUGGGGCACCUUCAGACACCAGCUCAUCACUCACGAUCUAAAUGAAGAGUUGACAGAGGCUGCCUACGUCAACGUGCUCACCCGAGGUGACCUGUCAUCUCUGCGCUGGAUUGCUUCUCCACUCCGUCACUUUGUGCCCACCAACCCCAACGUGCAACUGUGCCGUGUCUACUACAGCUCACUCAACUUCAGAGAUAUCAUGCUGGCCACCGGCAAACUGCCACCAGAUGCUAUUCCAGGGGACCUAGCCCUGCAGCAGUGCAUGUUGGGUAUGGAGUUUUCUGGUCGGAACCCUGCCGGACAGCGUGUGAUGGGGCUGCUCCCUGCUAAAGGCCUGGCGACAACUGUAGAUGCUGACAAGCGGUUCCUUUGGGAAGUUCCCCUCAGCUGGACGCUGGAGCAAGCAGCCUCUGUGCCAGUAGUCUACGCCACAGCCUAUUACUCUCUGGUGGUGCGAGGCAGACUCCGCCCCGGAGAGACUGUCCUCAUCCACUCGGGGUCAGGAGGGGUCGGCCAGGCUGCCAUCGCCAUAGCACUCAGCAUGAAAUGCAGAGUCUUCACUACAGUCGGUUCAGCAGAGAAGCGGGCCUACCUACAGCAGAGGUUCCCUCAGCUGUCAGCAGAGUCUUUUGCCAACUCCAGAGACACUUCUUUUGAACAACACGUUCUGCUCCACACACAGGGCAAAGGUGUGGAUGUGGUGCUAAACUCUCUGGCUGAGGAGAAGCUACAGGCUAGUAUUCGCUGCCUAGCCAGACAUGGACGAUUCCUGGAGAUUGGCAAAUACGACCUUUCCAACAACUCCCCACUGGGCAUGGCUCUGUUCCUGAAGAACGUGGCAUUCCACGGUAUCCUGCUGGACGCCCUCUUUGAAGAGGGCAACCGGGAGUGGGAGGAUGUGUCCCAGCUACUGAAGGAGGGCAUUAAGGGAGGUGUAGUUCAGCCUCUCAAGACCACAGUGUUUGAGAGGGACCAAGUGGAGCAGGCAUUCAGAUACAUGGCUCAGGGCAAGCACAUCGGCAAGGUCCUCUUACAGGUCCGGGAUGAGGAAAAGGGUGCAGCUGUCAAGCCUGCUACCCCUUUGUCUCUUACAGCAAUCUGUCGUACCUUCUGCCCCUCAACCCACUCCUACAUUAUCACCGGUGGUCUUGGGGGUUUCGGUCUGGAGCUGGGUCAGUGGCUGAUGGAGAGAGGAGCCCGCAAACUGGUGCUGACUUCUAGAUCAGGCAUUAGGAAUGGUUACCAGGCGAAACGGGUGCGUGAAUGGCAGAGUCAAGGUGUGGAGGUGGUGGUCUCGACCCGUGAUGUCAGCACGCUGGAGGGAGCACAGCGACUCAUUGCUGAGGCCAGUGCACUGGGCCCAGUGGGUGGCGUCUUCCACCUGGCCAUGGUGUUGAAAGAUGGCAUGUUGGAGAAUUUGACUCCUCAACUCUUCAUUGAUGUUAACAAACCUAAAUAUGAUGGCACCAUAAACCUGGACAAAGUAACAAGAAAGCUGUGCCCAGACCUCAGUUACUUCGUGGCCUUCUCCUCGGUCAGCUGUGGCCGUGGCAAUGCCGGCCAAAGUAACUACGGUUACGCCAACUCGUCCAUGGAGCGCGUGUGUGAAAAGCGGCGCUAUGACGGCCUACCAGGACUAGCGGUGAGGUGGGGUGCCAUUGGAGAUGUAGGCGUGGUGCUGGAGACCAUGGGUGGUAAUGACGCAGUCAUCGGUGGCACCCUACCACAGCGUAUCGCAUCCUGCCUGGAGGUGCUCGACACCUUCCUGUGCCGGCAACAUCCAGUGAUGUCGAGCUUUGUACUGGCCGAGAGGACGGUGGUAAAGAGCGAGGCAGGAAGCCAGAGAGACUUGGUGGAGGCUGUUGCUCAUAUUCUCGGUGUGCGGGAUGUGAACAGCCUGAACGCUGAUGCCUCAUUGGCUGACUUGGGCCUGGACUCUUUGAUGGGAGUGGAGGUUCGCCAGACUCUGGAGCGUGACUACGACAUCGUCAUGGCCAUGAGGGAGAUCCGCCAGCUCACCAUUAACAAGCUGCGAGAGCUGGCCAGUAGCAAGUCAAACGGACCAAAUGGAUCUCACCAUGCUGCAGGGAGGAGGGAUGGUGUUCGCUCUGUGUUGGAUUCUGAUCUGGCCCAACUGUUAGUCGACCCCAGUGAUUCCACUGUGACGCCUCUCAACAAUGUUCAGAGCCAGGAGAGACCACUGUUCCUCGUACAUCCCAUUGAGGGCUCCAUUGGCGCUUUUAAGAUGCUUGCCUCCAAGCUUAGCGUGCCUUGCUAUGGCCUGCAGUGCACAAAAGCUGCUCCUCUGGACAGCAUCCAGUCUCUGUCGGCCUACUAUGUGAACUGUAUCAGACAGGUGCAGCCAGACGGGCCGUAUAGAAUUGCUGGCUACUCCUUCGGUGCCUGCGUAGCCUUUGAAAUGUGCUCUCAGCUGCAGACCCAGAAUCGGACUGUGGAGAGCCUGUUUCUGUUUGACGGAUCACACUCCUACGUGGCAGCGUAUACGCAGAGUUACAGGGCCAAGCUGACACCAGGCAAAGAGUCUGAGGCUGAGACUGAAGCCCUAUGUGCCUUCAUCCAGCAGUUCACCGGCAUCGAAUACAACAAGCUUUUGGAAAGUCUACUCCCACUGUCGGACCUGGAGGCCCGAGUCAACGUGGCGGUGGAUCUCAUCACCUCCAGUCACAGCAACAUCAGCCGAGACUCGCUGCGCUUCGCAGCCACCACCUUCUACUACAAACUGAAGGCCGCUGAUGGAUAUGUGCCUGCCACAAAAUACCAUGGCAACGUGACGCUACUGCGCGCCAAAACCAACAGCGAGUACGAACAAAACCUGGGAGCUGACUAUAAACUCGGCGAGGUCUGUGACGGCAAGGUGUCAGUCCACGUCAUCGAGGGAGACCACCGCACUUUCCUACAAGGAGAGGGGGUGGAAUCCAUCAGCAGCAUCAUCCACAACUCACUGGCUGAGCCUCGGGUCACAGCAAGAGAGGGUUAAACAUGCCCAUUCAAGCCACACCCACCCACCUCAUACCACCCCACCUCCACCUUUACAAUGAUUCCACAACAUUCCCAGCAUGGUCCACUUUCCUCCUAUUAGUUCAGUACCUAGAAAUUCUUCUUUUUCCUUUUUUUUGUUGUUCUAAUGUUCCCAACUUGACUCAUGGUGGUUCUCAUUUCAGUCGUCAGGUAGUAAACGCCCCUAACCUGUCUGGAAUAUAACUGGCAUCCUCCCAUGGGGUGAACAAAACAUGCUGCGAGUUUGUACACAUUUAGUGAAAAGUUCAUUAUGUUACAGUUCUAAUGUUAUUGUGUUUUUCUCUCACAAAUCAUGAAUGACAAAUAGCUGUUCAUCUACACCAAGUAAAUGAUGUAUUAGACAAAAAUAUAACAAGAACAUUAAUGAUGAAGUAGUUACACUGUAGCAGCCUCCAUGCUCUCUGAUGGGGUUUGUAGUUUUACAUUAGCGAUAGGAUGGCUAGCAAAUCUGAGAUAGGUCAACUCUCUUUGUUACAGCGUUGACACCCUUUAAACUGAAAAGAACAUAAUGCGCUAAAACGUCUCUUGUUACAAAGUCCAUGCAGGAAUGUGCAGCCUCUGGUUCCUGAUAGGUUACUUUGAUUGAACUAGAUACUGCCUAUGACUUUUUUUAAUCUACAACUCAUUAUUAUCAUGUGUUGAUGGUAGUAGAAUGUUCUAGACUUCCUGGUCCACCUGGAGCUCUGACAUCAACUGGAAAUUAAACUAGCCUAGUGCUGCAUGAAAAGCUGGCCCUGGAAAUGUGGUGAACAAAGUAACACCAAGUAAGCUGCCUUGUAGCGUUUGUCACAUGAAGUAGAUGUAGGGUUUCUCUCUCACUGUGUAUGCGCACAAACACUGGGGCAAAGCUUCUGCUGACUAUUCAUUACUGCUAGUGAAUAAUAUAUUAAUAAUGGUUUAUCUGUUUGUACUUUCUUUAGUGUUUUUACGUUUGUGUCUUGAACGUAGUGUUUUUUAUUUUGUAUUUCCAUGAUGUCAUUCCAUUGAAACAACCAGCAGCUGUUUAGAUUGUUAAACAGUUAACAAACCAAAACUCACUUUAACUAUUGAAGAGCUUCAAAUCAUUGUUAUUAAUGCUGCAGAAAGAGGAAAAGGAUCAUUAAGAACAGGAAUACUCUACAGUGAUGGAUUGUGUAAGUGAUCUGUGCUAAUUUAGAAGACAGAUGGUUUUGACAGAAUGUGGCGAGUACUUCUAGUUUUAUAAUGUGUUCCCAAGUUGUUGUUUUGUUUGUUGUUGUUUUAUAAUUUAAUGUGUAAAGAAACCGGUCCUUGUUCUUUCAUGGUAAUGAACUAUAAUUAUGAUUUUUCUAUCAACUUGUAGCACUUGAAACAUGUUCGUUGUUAAAAAUGACUAACACUGUGCAACUUGGGUUGUGUGCAAAUGAACUGUAUCGCUGUAAUGUACUGCCUCUAAAAUGUAGUCUUAACUCGCCGUCACCAUGGUGACCAAACAGGUUGUUAUGUUUAUCCUGUCUGUGGAGUACAUGUUAGGAAACUAACAGAAUAAGUUCACACUUCCAGGACAACUAGAACCUAGAUCCAGCUGAUGUGUUUAUUGGUUGCUGUGCUCCAAAACAUAAGUUCUGCUGUGUAAACCAAGGUCAGUUAUGUUCUAAGGGCCAAACCUGGUGACACGUUAUUCUGAUAGAGCCAUAGAGAGUACCAAACGCCUCACAGACCUUAAGACACCUUCUGUGUGUGAGUAGUGGGAUCCUCCGUGUCUCCUUGGAUCUUUGCUGAAACUGUUUCCAGAGAGGCUGUCUCUGACUCCAGGGACCUCACGUGGUUUCAUGACCCCCAGCGACUCGUUCAGUCAGGCUGACCUCUGAGACCUCCUAUCUGGUCAGUGAAGGGUCCGCCGACUAGAGACCAACGUGGUGAAUGAUUGCAGUGAGAGGGAGAAGGAAGUGACAGCAUAUGCUCCUCUUUUUUUUUAAAUGUAAUAUUUCCCGUAUGUAUUUUAUCACUAAUAAAAGCCUCUCAUUAAUGA
Molecule: messenger RNA, 9830 nt
Organism: Mugil cephalus (flathead mullet)
Lineage: Eukaryota; Metazoa; Chordata; Actinopteri; Mugiliformes; Mugilidae
Gene: fasn
Product: fatty acid synthase
Biological process (GO): fatty acid biosynthetic process
Cellular component (GO): cytoplasm
Molecular function (GO): fatty acid synthase activity; phosphopantetheine binding; 3-oxoacyl-[acyl-carrier-protein] synthase activity
Source: RefSeq, a predicted model, not a curated record